This is a messenger RNA of Phanerochaete carnosa HHB-10118-sp, 1551 nucleotides long. RefSeq lists its product as uncharacterized. NCBI's taxonomy places the organism in Eukaryota, Fungi, Basidiomycota, Agaricomycetes, Polyporales, Phanerochaetaceae. The coding region runs from base 345 to 893 and encodes 182 amino acids. The record is from RefSeq and is a predicted model, not a curated record. The transcript has a single exon.
AACAAUGCUGACCUCAUCCUCCCAGUGUCCCAGUCCCACGUCAUGGAGCUGAGGCAAAGGGUGAAGUCGACCGACACCAAGAUCACUCAAGACAUUUUCGACUGGCAGAACAAGCUCCAGAUUCUGCAGGAGGAGGCCGGCGAUAUUGGGGACGCACUCAGCGUUGAUCGUAUCAUCACUGAUCUGCACGGUGUGGUCACAUUCGCGCUGCUGGACGGUGUGAUGUGGAACGAUGAGCAUGCGAACAAUAUCAAGGAGGUGAGCGGUCACAGCUUUCGGUCGGAUUGGUGAAGUGACAUAGUGGACAGUUCUUCGCGCAACUCGAUGACUACGACAAAGAUCCGAUGAAGAAGAAAUCUGAAGAGUAUGCGAAGCUACAGGACCUCUUGCAAGAUCGCGAAUUCAGCACCUGGAGCGAGUUUGGGAAGGUUCUCGUCGCAGGCAUCGAUGACCACGCCAAGCUGCUCAACCGUACACCAUCCCUGGCCGAGCUCACCACCGUCAUCUCCCGUCAGGAAGCCAAGGGGUUCUGGCCGAAGAUGUGGCAGAAGGGCAAGACCGCGCUCAGAGCCGCCGUACGUCCCGCGGUUGUCAUGAUUGGUGCGGGCUUCCUGUCCAAGACCCUCCUUGAGGGCCAGGGCAAGCUCAGUGUGGCGGAGCAACUCAGCAUGUAUACCUCUUUGGUCGACGCCAUGGUGCAGACUAGGACAUCCAUAUUCAAGGGCCUCAAGUUCGUCGCCUGGAUCUCGACCUGGCUCGCGAAGGGCCUUGGAUGGGGUCUCAGGAAGCUACUUCCUAGUCGCGCGUUGAGUUGGAUCAGCGCAGCGAAGGCUUUCGGCGAGAAAGCUGUGAACGCAGUGACCGGAUUUGCUGAGCGCCUCUGGGCACGGUGAGUACUGCAACCCAUUUCCUGCCUACUUGUCUGACGCAGACAUGUUGCAGCAUCGGCAAAGGGGUAGCCAUGGCAUUCGGUGAGUCUUGCGUUCCGCUGCUCCUUGUUGCAUUCUCAAUACAACUACCAGGCUUCAUCGUGUCCGUUAUCACUUUGUACGCAAGUGUAGAGGAGUUCAAGAAAACGAUGAAGACAGGACGCACCGUUGACAAGUGGUUUGCGGGCGCGCAGCUUGCCAUUGCCGCCCUGACUACUAUUGCAUUCUCAAUUCAGCUGGUCGCCUCCUUUAUCGGCGCUGCUGUCAAGGUCGCUGCUCUCGCUGGGACGAUCGGCAUGUGUGAGUUUGGCUUACGUCGUUCUGAGACGUUUCCCUGAUAGAAUCUCUGCAGAUCUUGCUGGUAUAGGUAUCGUGAUCGCCAUCGUGGCCUUGAUCGUCACUCUUGCACUGCGCGAAGAUCCUGUAGAGAAGAUCAUCGACAAGUACGGUCCCCAGUACGGGUUGCUGAAAUAGUCAGAAAUGUGUCCCGAAUUUCCCCUGUAUUGGUGUGUGACCGUGUAAAACAAAUGAAGAUCCCAUAUGAUAUUCAUCCCAUAAGAUAUCCGGAGUAAGCUAGAUGCGAGUUUCUGAGGCAGGCCUUGCUCAGGUGUUUACAGGCACG